CUACAAUCUUAGCCCUUUAAAAGUGUGUUUGCACCAUCAGCUGUGGUGAGUUGUGCUACCAGAUGGUAGACUUUUGGUGUUUGUGACACAUGGCUCUGAGUGAAGCCACGGCCAGAUAGCCCAGCCCAAGAUAAUUGGAAUUUCAUUAAGGUUUUGUUUGUGUGUGUGUGUGUGCGCUGAGUGUGCGUUCAUAUGCCUAAGUGUGUGUGAGAGAGUGGGUGUGGGUGUUUAUGAGUCUGCAUGGGUGUGUUUCUCUAUAUGCAAUAUUGAGGAUGGAGGGAGAGGGGGGGGGGGGACUCCACCUGCUGCCACCUGUUCAUCUGUUCAUCUGCUCCGUCUUAUAAAAGCUGCUCCCUCACUGUCUCCAGGAUCACAGACACCUUGGACUCUUCAGGCUGUCCACUAUCUGGACUUAUAAAUAUCUGAAACACAUCUUGGACCUCAGCCCGGCUUUAACAUUGAGGAGACCUCUGAUGAACCCUGAAGCUGAACCCGGAAACUUCCUCUUGACACGCGGCUCUAGUCUUUCUGACCUGAGGACACACACUGGUUUGAUUCUUCAACCAACAAUCAUGAAGUCUCGGCGACCCAGCUGCAUCGACUCCGGAUCCGAGUCCUCAGAACCGGACUCCCAGAGCCCAGAGAAAUAUGAGACUGUCACGAGGCGACGGAUGGCUGCCAACGCCAGAGAGAGGAAGAGGAUGGAGGGUUUGAACACAGCCUUUGAUCGCUUACGUAAAGUGGUCCCCCAGUGGGGCCAGGACAAAAAGCUGUCCAAGUAUGAAACCCUGCAGAUGGCCCUCAGCUACAUCAUGGCCCUCAACCGGAUCCUGACAGACGCCAGGAGACGCAACGCUCCUCACAGUCAGUGGCUGGACCUGCAGUUUGACUGCGUGCAGCCUGAAAACUACCCGUGCCUCCUGAGGUAUGACUCUCCCACUGAGCAGGACUACAUCAACUCGUCGUUCCCAUAUCAGUUCGACGGCCAUCAGGUCCACGCAUAAAAUGCUGCCACUUGGUAGAUAAUCAGUCAUGUUGUUGGAUGUGAGUGACAAUGUGAAUAUUUCUCCUUCAAUCCAGGAGACAGUAAAUACAUUUGUAUUGCAUUAUUUUCUUUUUGUAUUUAUCUAGUUUUUGUAUGACAAUCAGAAAGACUUCUAUUUCAGUUUGAAGUCUUUUUUUUUAAUAAUUUUUGCUAGGAAAUGUUGAGCAUUUUUUGUUCAAAGUAUAGCAAUGACAGAAAUGUAGCCUCAUUAUAAUUAUCACUAGAUUGUACUGAAGAUACAAUGGUGUAUUUUUUUUAUCAGUUAUUUUGAUAUGGCCCUAAAAUGUUGUGCAAUGUUCAAUGGAUUCUGAGAAAAUCAUUGUGGUCUUAGUUGCAUAGUUAAAUUCAACAUGUAACUAUUUUGUCAAAGUGUAAGUACGCGUUUGUAGAGUUGAAAAAUAGAUGUUAUUUUUCACAU
Sebastes umbrosus (honeycomb rockfish) is the source of this 1463-nucleotide messenger RNA. RefSeq names its product atonal bHLH transcription factor 7 (gene atoh7). The record is from RefSeq and is a predicted model, not a curated record. Gene Ontology annotation, biological process: regulation of DNA-templated transcription; neural retina development. Gene Ontology annotation, molecular function: protein dimerization activity. Lineage: Eukaryota; Metazoa; Chordata; Actinopteri; Perciformes; Sebastidae. The transcript has a single exon. Bases 474 to 1004 code for a protein of 176 amino acids.